GCGGGCGGCGGGGCUGACGGCGACUCUCGUCUCCCCGGCAGUGACAGCGGUCAGCGGGCUCAUCGUGGCGCUGCUUUUCUUCUCGGAGCUGCAGUACUACCUCACCAAGGAGGUUCAUCCGGAGUUAUACGUUGACAAAUCAAGGGGAGAUAAACUGAAGAUCAAUCUGGAUGUUGUUUUUCCACAUAUGCCUUGUGCUUAUUUGAGCAUUGAUGCCAUGGAUGUAGCAGGAGAGCAGCAGCUGGAUGUAGAGCACAAUCUGUUUAAGCAGCGUUUGGAUAAAGCUGGCAAUCGUGUGACUCCCGAGGCCGAGAGGCACGAGCUGGGAAAGGAAGAAGAAAAAGUGUUUGAUCCAAAUUCUUUGGAUGCCGAUCGCUGCGAGAGCUGUUACGGGGCAGAGUCAGAGGACAUUCGGUGUUGUAAUACUUGCGACGAUGUCAGAGAAGCAUACAGGCGGCGAGGCUGGGCCUUCAAGAAUCCAGAUACCAUAGAGCAGUGCAAAAGGGAAGGGUUUAGCCAGAAAAUGCAAGAACAGAAGAAUGAGGGCUGCCAAGUGUAUGGUUUCCUAGAGGUCAACAAGGUAGCUGGAAAUUUCCACUUUGCACCAGGAAAAAGUUUCCAACAGUCUCAUGUCCAUGUUCACGAUCUGCAGAGCUUCGGACUUGAUAACAUUAAUAUGACACACUAUAUCAAACAUCUCUCAUUUGGAAGGGAUUAUCCAGGCAUUGUGAACCCUCUGGAUGGGACAGACGUCACUGCACAGCAAGCUUCCAUGAUGUUUCAGUAUUUUGUCAAGGUGGUCCCCACAGUGUAUAUGAAAGUAGAUGGUGAGGUGGUAAGGACUAACCAGUUUUCGGUUACACGACAUGAGAAGAUAGCCAACGGGCUACUGGGAGACCAGGGUCUGCCUGGUGUAUUUGUGCUGUAUGAGCUUUCCCCCAUGAUGGUGAAGCUGACAGAAAAACACAGGUCCUUUACACACUUUCUCACAGGAGUUUGUGCCAUCGUUGGAGGUAUAUUUACAGUUGCAGGAUUCAUUGACUCCUUGAUCUACCACUCAGCACGUGCCAUCCAGAAGAAAAUUGAGCUUGGGAAGACAACAUAAAUAAGCAACAAUCUCACCCCAUAAAAAACCCUCUAAGGAGAACUAAACACGUGUUUUGAAACAUAAGUGGUCUGAGUGCACAAGAGAAGAGGUUUGGAAUUACCAGAUGGCCCUGACUGCUCUUACGUUACUGUCCCAUUAUUUUUUGUUUGGCAUUAAUUUGUGGAUGGAACUGCUUGAACCUUGCUGCU
Calidris pugnax (ruff) is the source of this 1296-nucleotide messenger RNA. RefSeq names its product ERGIC and golgi 3 (gene ERGIC3). The record is from RefSeq and is a predicted model, not a curated record. Gene Ontology annotation, cellular component: endoplasmic reticulum membrane; COPII-coated ER to Golgi transport vesicle; endoplasmic reticulum. Gene Ontology annotation, biological process: endoplasmic reticulum to Golgi vesicle-mediated transport; retrograde vesicle-mediated transport, Golgi to endoplasmic reticulum. The coding region runs from base 188 to 1105 and encodes 305 amino acids. Lineage: Eukaryota; Metazoa; Chordata; Aves; Charadriiformes; Scolopacidae. The transcript is spliced from 12 exons.